Clavispora lusitaniae ATCC 42720 is the source of this 429-nucleotide messenger RNA. It is a transcript of the gene EAF6, whose product is annotated as Eaf6p. Gene Ontology annotation, cellular component: NuA4 histone acetyltransferase complex. The record is from RefSeq and is a predicted model, not a curated record. Lineage: Eukaryota; Fungi; Ascomycota; Pichiomycetes; Serinales; Metschnikowiaceae.
AUGAGCAAGAGCGAACCAACAUUAGACCAGUAUACACAGCUCAAAAACCAGCUCACGCAACAGAUCCUCAAGAAGCAAGAUCUAGACGCUCGGCUCCUGGCGCUAGAGGAGAGCAUUUAUGACAAGGAAACAGAUUACUUCAACGAAAGCACAUACGGCAAUAUCGUGAAAGGCUUUGACAACUUUGCUAAGUCACUUUCGGGGAGCUCCAGCAAGAAGAAGAUGGUAUAUACAGAAGACGACCACAUUUUUAGCAUGUCUUCUGCGACGUUUGUUAAAGCUCUUCUGAAAAGGGAAGGCAGUGCAGCGCCAGAUUUGGAUGACUAUGAAGAUUCAGUUGAUCCCAAUGGCGGAAAUAAUGCUUCAGGAAAGGACAGUAAUAGCGGGACGCCGGUAAGGAAAAGGAAAAGCCGAUUUGACGAAAAAUAG